GAGAGUAGAAGAUAGCCUAAGGUCGAGCAGGCCAAGAUCACGGCAGGACAGGCCAAGGUGAUACCGCGCGUCCGUCGCAGUCGUCGCGUCCAAAAUAGCUGACGUCGCUUCUUGCCUUGCAACCACACAGAGCUGCUAAGAUUGUCACGACUCAAGCUUCUAUAAAGCCUUGCAAAGCAACUAUGGCAGCGCCAGGGAUCAGCUCGAAGCAGGCCGAUGCGGCGGUCGAGGAGAUCACGCCCAAGGCACUGGCGACACAAGUGAUGCAACUUGCUGGUGUUGUGCGUGCGCACACAAAGCGCUUGGUUGAACAUGGCGAGGAUAUUAUGCGUAUCGACGCGCGUGCUGUUGGACUCGACAGCAAGACCGGUGCACCCGUCAUCGCGAGCUCAGGUGGCAGCGGAGGUGUCGACGAGUCUGUCUUGGGCGAGCUUGUGCAAGAACUGCAGACCAAGUUGGACGAGCUCGAGGAACGGUCCAUCAGAAGAACGGCGAACACACACUUGAGCAGGCCGGGCGACGUAAUUGACUGGAUGCCCGGACCUGACCCUGAACAACAGGACCUACCAGCCUUCUUGCCAGAAACACUGGGAGCCUUUGAGAGUAUUGAGGUGAAGGCAUUGCUAGAGUGCAUGAAAUAUUACGGCCUUGCACACUACGAGGAGGGUAUGGAACUGCCGAAUCAAGAAGAGUAUAUCACUCUGUACAAUGAGUGCUCGCGCUUUCUUGGUCUGCGGAGUCGCAAGCGUGCUUGAUAGAAUAGAACGUACUUCGCAGGGUUGUUCCGAUCCGGCAGCUUAUACAAGAAGCUGUCCACUCAUGGGAAAGACCUUAUUAGUAGUCUUGAUCAUUACAAGGAAUAAUUGUGCAUGUAUGUUGGACUUUGCGUAGUUUCAGCUUUGAGUGGUACAACGA
Messenger RNA from Protomyces lactucae-debilis, 915 nucleotides. RefSeq lists its product as uncharacterized. Bases 183 to 755 code for a protein of 190 amino acids. The transcript has a single exon. Lineage: Eukaryota; Fungi; Ascomycota; Taphrinomycetes; Taphrinales; Protomycetaceae. The record is from RefSeq and is a predicted model, not a curated record.